Molecule: messenger RNA, 1730 nt
Organism: Cucurbita pepo subsp. pepo (vegetable marrow)
Lineage: Eukaryota; Viridiplantae; Streptophyta; Magnoliopsida; Cucurbitales; Cucurbitaceae
Product: VAN3-binding protein
Biological process (GO): leaf vascular tissue pattern formation; auxin-activated signaling pathway; phloem or xylem histogenesis
Source: RefSeq, a predicted model, not a curated record
GCUUCCACUCUUUCUCCUUCACUGAGUCUCUGCUCCUUCAACAAACACUCCGAUUCAUUUGCUCACAACUGCUCCUGCUUCCGCCCACUAUGGACAAAACAGCCACCGGCCCUUGGCGACACGAGCCGCCGCCGGUUCUUUCCUCCGCCGUCUACCGGCCGCCGGACACUCCACUCGAGCCGAUGGAGUUUCUCUCGCGGUCUUGGAGCGUGUCGGCUUUAGAAGUCUCCAAAGCUCUAGCUCUUCCUCGUUUCACUCUCUCUAAGCACCCCAACGCUGGAAAUGGCAUCGUCGCCGCCGUCGCUGGCGGCGGCGGUAGCGUCAUUUUGGAGGAUUUGACGAGCGAGCUUGAAGAGGGUACCACUUUUUCUGGAAACCCAUUUUCGUUUGCUUCUUCUGAAACUUCCCAGAUGGUGAUGGAGCGGAUUAUGUCACAGUCGCAAGAGGUUUCGCCGCUGACAUCCGGCAGACUGUCUCACAGCAGCGGCCCUCUCAAUGGAGCUCAAAGUUGUGGCUCAUUAACAGACAGUCCUCCCGUGUCCCCGUCGGAGAUCGACGACUUUAAGUGUGGCCGCUCGAACAUCCCUCUCAACAAUCAGUACAGAGUCACUGCCACUGGCGGAUCCACCACUGUUGGAGGCGGUAAAACUGUUGGGAGAUGGCUUAAAGACAGGAAAGAGAAGAAGAAAGAAGAAACAAGAGCUCAGAAUGCUCAGCUUCAUGCUGCUAUCUCUGUUGCUGGUGUGGCUGCAGCCAUAGCUGCUAUAGCUGCAGCCACUGCAGCUUCUUCUGGAUCUAACAAAGAUGAACAUAAAACCAAGACUGAUCUGGCUGUUGCCUCUGCUGCAACGCUUGUUGCUGCUCAAUGUGUCGAGGCAGCUGAAGCGAUGGGCGCCGAACGCGAUCACCUUGCAUCGGUUCUCAGCAAUGCCGUUAACGUCAAAUCCGCCGGUGAUAUCAUGACAUUAACAGCUGCUGCAGCUACUGCGUUACGUGGGGCGGCGACGCUUAAGGCGAGGGUGCUAAAGGAAAUGUGGAAUGUAUCAGCUGUGAUUCCAGUGGAUAAAGGAAUGAGAGUUGCUGAGAAUUGUAGCAAUGGCAAUUCCAAUAGUAGCUUCAGUGGUGAACUUGUCCCUGAAGAUAAUUUCUUAGGCAUUUGCAGCCGAGAGUUUCUCGCUCGAGGCUGCGAGCUACUAAAACGCACUCGUAAAGGUGAUCUUCAUUGGAAGAUAGUUUCUGUAUACAUAAACAGAAUGAAUCAGGUUAUGUUGAAGAUGAAGAGCAAGCACGUUGCUGGGACCUUCACAAAAAAGAAAAAGAAUAUCAUUUUAGAGGUGAUCAAAGACGUCCCGGCUUGGCCCGGACGACACCUCCUCGAGGGAGGAGAGCACCGUCGCUACUUCGGCCUGAAGACCGUGCUCCGCGGCGUCGUCGAAUUCGAAUGCAAGAGCGUAAGGGAAUACGACGUUUGGACUCAAGGCGUGUCUCGGCUGCUCGCCAUUGCAACCGAGAAGAGAGGAGGAGGAGGGAAGGGUGUGGCUUGAGGGGAGUGUCCUCUUUUUUUGUGUUCCUUUUGUAAAAAGAAGCUAGAUUAAAGGUAAAAAAAGGAAAAGGUUAGCCAAAUGGGUGUCUCUUUAAUGAUAUCAAUAUAAACAGAGGGCCCUUUUGGGUUGAAUUUGGAUGGUAAAGUAAAGGCCAAUUUGAAUGAAAGUGAGUCCAUGUUCACUCAA